Messenger RNA from Monopterus albus (swamp eel), 5509 nucleotides. It is a transcript of the gene prr36b, whose product is annotated as proline rich 36b. The record is from RefSeq and is a predicted model, not a curated record. The transcript is spliced from 6 exons. Bases 375 to 4457 code for a protein of 1360 amino acids. Lineage: Eukaryota; Metazoa; Chordata; Actinopteri; Synbranchiformes; Synbranchidae.
GUGUGUGUGUGUGUGUGUGUGUGUGUAGCCUCAUUCUCCUCCUCCUUUCUUCCUCUCGGUGAACGCGCAUCACUUGUGAAGGACGGCGCUUGAGAACCGCAAGUUUCUGUCGGUUCGGCUGCAUCCGCAAUUCUCUUCACUUGUUCCCGGUUUCACUUUCACCGUCAGCCCCGCUUUGUGCUCUGUCUUACCGGGGGAUUCCGUCGGGGUGUACCGGCUAACACUGGGCGUAGCUGCGGAGGAUUGUGCUGGCUCGCCGCUGCGCUCACUGAACAGAACUUGUUGCCUCCAGAAAGUCUGUAGACCUGUGGCCAUCCAGUGAGUCUUGAAUCAGCUGUGCCCUGCAGAGACAGACCAUUACCACUCAAGGGGAGAUGAAGCCAGAUGGGGUUGCCACAGCAGCACUGGAGCCAAUGGAAACAUUGGAAUCCAAUCCUGGAAACGAGGCAGCACCGGCUGUGGGACAGGAGCCCGACCAGGCAGCCAGUCCAGAGGAGAUGAUGCCACAGCAGCCUGCAGGGGAGCCAGGCCAGGUGGCGCCCCAGCCAGAACAGGCCAAGAAAACCCCAGCUGCCAAGACCAGCAACAAGACCUCAGGAGAGGCCAAAGCCAAGACCAUCACCAAGGCCACAGCCAGGUUGAAACCUAGAAACACCAGCCCAGCCAAGACCACACCUGGCUCACGCUCCAACACAUCCCAGAGCCGCCUAUCAAAUGGUGUGUCUAAGCCUCAAGCCAACGGAGUGGCUAGGAAGAGCACACCUACUCCGGACAAAAAGAGCACCCCAACCUCCGCUGCUGCCAAAAAACCAGCAGGGCUGUCCUCCAAGACCAAAGUGGGUGAGAAGAAAGCCACGGGGCCUACUCCUGCCACCAACGGCACAAAGACAACAACCACAAAAACAGCAGUCAAGACGCCACCGUCCACAGCUGCUAACGGCAUCAAACCCAGCACCACUGCAGCUGCUGUGAAGAAGCCCUCAGCUCCAAAACCUGCCUCUGCAGCUUCAUCCAAGCCCAGUGUUUCCAAGACAACCAGGCCUACAUCCGGCACGGCGGCGCCUCCUCGUCCGGCCACAGGCUCAACCCGGCCCCCCACUACCAACACGACCAAGAGCUCCACAGCUACAUCCAAACCUGCGACCCCUAAAACCCCCUCCACCACUGCCAAGCCUGCCACCUCCAAGACCACCUCCACCACCCCCUCUGCUGGCAAACCUCCAGCAUCACAAAUCUCUAGAAACUCAACUCCAGUGAAAAAAGAUGUUGGCAAACCUGCCACCCCAGCAGCCAAAAAGCCUGCAGAGUCUCCCCUUUCCCGCCCAUCAUCUACAGCAAAGUCAGCAAAACCUGAGACCCCCAAACCAGCCUCAAAGUCAGAAGUCACUACCAAAAAGCCCAGUGCUCCGAAGGCUGCAGACGCAAAGACACCCACCCGCUCCAAAACACAGGAGAGCAAGCCCACCCUGUCCAAGGAUGUUUCCAAGACGCCCAGCUCUAAAACGGCUGCAACUAAGGCUUCCAGCCCCAAGAAGGCUGUGGGCAGCAGCAGCACCCCAACUCCUGUGAAACGUGCCCCUAAAGCUGCUGCUGAACCAGUUGUCAGUGCUGGGCUGGAAGAACCAGAACCUUCUGCAGAAGCAGCUGUACAGCCACCUGCUACAGCUCAUGAAGCAGCGCUAGACAAAACUUCAGAGCUCACACCAGAACCGGUCUCUGUACCAGUGGUAGAAUCAGCACGAGAACCAACACCAGAACCUGUAUGUGAACCGACACUGGAGCCCGUACGGGAGCCAACACCUGAACCCAUAAAGGAACCAACACCAGAGCUUCUACAUGACCUGACACCAGAGCCGGUACAUGACCUGACGCCAGAGCCUGUACGGGAGCCGACACCAGAGCCUGUACGUGACCUGACACCAGAGCCGGUACAUGACCCAGGGCCGGUACAAGCCCUGACACCAGAGCCUGUACGUGACCUGACACCAGAGCCGGUACGUGAGCCAACACCAGAGCCAGUACGGGAGCCGACACCUGAACCUGUACGUGAGCCAACACCAGAGCUGGUAUGGGAGCCGACACCUGAACCUGUACGUGAGCCAACACCAGAGCCGGUAUGGGAGCCGACACCUGAACCCGUACGUGAGCCAACACCAGAGCCUGUACAUGAACCAAGUCCAGACAAAGUAGAAGAAACAUCUCCAGAACCUCCUGUAGAGCCACUGUCUCAGCCAUCUGCAGAGCAUGAACCAGCCUCCAGCGGUCAGCUGUCAGCCCAGCUGGACCUUUACAAAUACGAGGAAUCUGCCCAGGACUCGGUUACUUCCCUGGGAACUACUGUCAUGUCUCCUCCUUGUUCCCCACCAGGCCCUGCCUCUCCCGUAAGGGAGGAGGCCUCCUCCCUGCUGGACACACAGUCAGAUCCCUGGGACCGGAACCAACCCGUGGCCUUGUCUGACAUUGUUUCCCAGAGCGCAGUCAGUAUGAUGAACUUCCAGGCAGAAGAGGAAAGGCAGAAUAAAGAACACUUUGAGGAGGAGGAGGAGGAGGAGAACCUGUUCAUGUCUUUCUCUGCAGCUCCAUCUGCACAGCCUCACCUGGAGGGUGCAUCGCCCAUGGAUGACUUCCUCUCCGGGGACUUUAUCUCCCUUCAUGGAAAGGAGGCAGCAGUGGAAAAGGCUGAUGAGGAGAUCAAUGAGGAUGAUGACGAGGAGGAGGAAUACGAGGAACAGAGGAGGCUCGAACACCAUCUUUCAUCCAUGAUCACUGACACGAGCAUGUCUCAGCCCUCUGAGGAGUUCCAAGUGAGGUCCUUAGGCAUCAGUGGCUCAGUGGGCUGGCCAGGUGACGACCUGCUGUCAGGGAUGGACUCAGAGGAUGUGAGCAGCUGUACCAGCAGCCGGCAGCAGGGGGUCUCUGACCUCAGCAGCACCCUGCACACCGCCAUACUGGAGGGCACCCAGAGCUCAGACGCCCUGGUCGACUCGAGCCUCCGCGGCUCUGAGGGAGAUGGUAACCUCAUAGGCUCUCCCAACGUGGAAACCUUGGCCAACGAGGAAGAGGAUGAGGAUGAGGAGGAUGAGCGGGUGGAUGAUAUGGACCUGAAUUCAGAGAGAGUAGAGGGGCAUCACAGGGUGUUCCAGCAGCAGGAGGAGGAGGAGGAAGAGGAUGAAGAUGUAGAGAUGCACAGUGAAGGUGUGACAGAGAGCUGUGGCAAUGUAGAUGAAGAUGAUUUCAAUGAGGAGGAGCGUUUAGACAACCUCAAUCGCAUGCCCCCGGCCUCCUCCUGGGGCCAGACCAGCCCCUUCUCUGAUACCUGGGCUCAGCCAGCUUCCCUGUUCUCUGUCUCCUCCCCUAGUCCAGUUUCUGACCAUGGUGCAGCUGAAUCUGAAACCCCAGCCCAGUCUCCUGCCCAAGCAUGUUUGGAGAGCAGCGCCCCUUCUUUCGCUCCUCGGUGUGAGCAGGAGCCCCAGAGUUCAGCUCCUGAGGAGGCUCCCGUCAUGCUUGCUGCCCCCCCUGUAGGCAUGUCCCAGUCCAGCACUCUGAGUGGCACAGCUCUGGCCGCCCACAGCAGCAGUGAGACGAGCACGCCAGAGGAGCUCCGUGACUACGACAGCAGCUCUGGGGUGGAGUCCCGUUCUGACAAGCAGCACACCCCGCUGCCUGCUUCAGUCCAGCCUGACAUGGAUCAGGACCUGGGCAUUCACUUGGAGAAAGGUGACGGAGAAGAGGAGGAGGCUGAGACGCUCCCUGCCGACGAGAUCUUGGGAACCGGACCCUCAACCGCUCCAGCAUCUGCCCCGUCCUCACCGUCCACCUCAGGAGACGAGGCCAGCGACACUGAGGGUGAGAUGCAAAUUAACGACCCUGAAGGGUCAAUGAUGGCGAGCGAGAGUGCUGGAUUUGAAAGCCCUCCUCCAACCUGUAAUCUGCCUGCUCUGGAGGAGGAUGAGGAGGUGGCAGACACACCUGCGGGAGAGGGCGAAGAGGACGGAGGUGGGGUCACUCCACAGUCAGCCAACUCUGUGGCUUCUUACGGCUUUGACUGCACCACAUCCAACUCCAAUGCCCACUCUAUGGCAGAGAGCUGCGGGAAGAGCCCGGGGAUCUUCUCCCUGGAGAAUGAGGAGCAGCUGCCAGAGGAGGCCAAGGACCCCUCCCUCAUCAAGGAGCUGACCCUGCCAUCAGCUGCCGCCACUGCUUGUGCUGAGGACCUGUUGGGUCGACCUGUGGACCUGAUGCCUUUGGACCACUCCGGAGACAUGCAGCCCAGUCUAGCUGAGCACCACUACCUGCUGGGGGCAAAGAUCGCAGCAGACCACUUGGAACAGGUUGACCCUUUGGAGCCCAGUCACCGCCUUGGUGGCCAGGAGUCCGGAGACACCGGCGACAGUCAGCCACCCUACUACUCCACCGUAUGUGAUAAGACUGAUAGUUUUCUGGAAGGUAAUGUAUAAGCCCCCCCACCACCACCACCGCCCUUGGAAUGCACCUUUUUCCCGCAACCCUCCCCCUUUACCUGUCGUUGGUUUUCUCUCCGGUUGAUUAGAUGCCUAGAAGGAAGAAGGUUUAAAACGUGCACGAAGGAGAUGGGAAAAAUGACUGUAGCAAUUUUUAAAUGAAGCCUCCCUCUUUCAUACUGUUACGGUGACGAGUGUAUGACUUAAACCCCUUUAUGUACAAUAGCUACUACCAUUUUCUAGUAGAAUGUUCUUUUUAAGUAACACUGCGUAUUCAGGAGCCCCUGAUGGGCUGUAGACUGACUGGUCCAACGUGACUGAGCUUUUAAACCUUUUAAAAGAAAAACAAACACAGAUGGAACAAAAUGGACUCUGUGUAUUUAUCCUACUGUUUUUACUGAACAAAUGUCAAUGAUUUUUUGGUUUUGUAUUUGCUUAUAUGUUGCUUUUUGCUUGUUUUACUGUUGAGACCCGGUCCUCCUUAAACCUGUGUACAUGCUUCAUGUUCAGCAGCUCCGUAGCAAAAGUCACAUGCUCCUUUUUAAAGGUUUCUGUUCUUGUUUCAAGACUUGUAGCUUCCAAAUAAAGGCUAGAUGUUAACAUGGCUGUGAGGCCCUUACAGAUGUGUCGAGGUAGGUGUGGGAGUGUUAGAUCGCCAGUGAAGUUUUAAAUGUGUGCUUCAAGAGCUUCUGUGCUCUCUGCAUAGGGUGUUACGGUAUAUAAUGUGCAGUCACGUACAGUAUGUGUUUCAGACAUUUGGUUUCGAGUGACAAAGCUUCAAGCCUCAGUUUGCUGAUCCUCUGUCCCAGAGGCCAUCAACUAGCCUGUUGUCUGUGAUGAGAGGCCGCAGCGCUGUCACGGCGCUGCACUCACAGAGAGGCUCUUGUAGCGGGCAUCAGGUCGACUAGUUCAACAGUAUAUUGCAUGUUUAACUAACAAAAGACUGUGUACUACCUUGAAGUUGAAACAGUUCUCCACUAAACAUGUUCAUGAAAGAAUGGUUCACACUAGGUUAUCUUUCAAAAUUACAUUAAAGCGUCAUUGCAAGG